GGCAGUCUUUGCGACGCGUACGGUACUAGCACGUAGACGACGUCUUGCUACAGUGCAUACCGAGAGAGUGGGUAUUGCCAAGGUGCUAAAGCAGCUGCCCAUGUCAUGAAUAGAAAGCGGCUGAGUUCAGUUAGGGAACACUUGCAUUACAACUGCAGAGCUUUUAAGUGUUUUAAAGAAAAUGGGGGAUAAACUGGAGGUCCCCGUCGGUCGUAAAAGGAGAACCCCGAUCUCUGGUUUGAAAACGAAUGGGUUCAAGAAGUCUGGUGGUGUAGAGAAUAACGAUAAAAACACGAGCCACAAAGUCAUUAACAAGACAAACGAUGAGAAAACAGCGCAAGCGCCAGUCACCGUGAAGCCGGUGUACGACAGACUCCGCUGCCACAGGCUGCAGGAGUCCCUGCUCAGCUCAGCCAGUGGCUACAGCAACUACCGUGGAAUCCUCAACUGGUGUGUGGUCAUGCUGGUCUUGAGCAAUGCACGCCUUUUCUUAGAAAACCUUAUAAAGUAUGGCAUAUUGGUGGAUCCAAUCCAAGUGGUUUCACUCUUCCUAAAGGACCCAUAUAGCUGGCCUGCCAUGUGUCUUAUUAUUGUGUCCAACGUAUUCAUACUAGCGGCUUUGUACAUAGAAAAAAGGCUGUCAGUGGGUUUUUUCUCUGAGAGGGUUGGUUUUUUGCUUCACUUCUUCAACCUCUCCAUGAUCCUUUGCUUCCCUGUGGCUUUAGUGUUGAUGGUCAGUUCCAUGACUCCAGUUGGCGGUGUGUUUGCACUGGCAGUCUACACAAUCCUGUUCCUCAAGCUGUACUCCUACAAAGAUGUGAAUAGGUGGUGCAGAGAAAUCAGACGGGCUGAAGCUCGCACUCUGGCCCGAUCACAGUCAUUCCCCAUGGCCCACAAAUCUAAUGGUGAUGCAGGGCAGGCCCACGUGACGUAUCCAGGGAACCUCAAACACAGAGAUUUAUAUUACUUCAUAUUUGCGCCAACUCUCUGCUAUGAACUCAAUUUCCCACGGUCCCCUCGCAUACGGAAGCGCUUUCUGCUUCGGAGGCUUUUUGAGAUGCUUUUCUUUAUACAGCUGCUGGUGGGAUUAAUACAACAGUGGAUGGUUCCAACAAUUCAAAAUUCUAGGAAGCCAUUUAAGGACAUGAAUUAUUCAAGACUUAUAGAGCGUCUCUUGAAGCUUGCUGUCCCCAAUCACUUAAUCUGGCUGAUCUUCUUCUACUGGUUUUUCCACUCGUCGAUGAAUUUCGUGGCCGAGCUCAUGCAGUUCGGAGACAGGGAGUUCUACAGAGACUGGUGGAACUCGGAGACUGUCACCUACUUCUGGCAGAACUGGAAUAUUCCCGUCCACAAGUGGUGCAUUCGACACUUCUACAAGCCUAUUCUGAAGAGAGGCAUGAGUAAAUGGGCAGCACAGACAGCAGUUUUCCUGGCUUCAGCUUUCUUUCACGAGUAUCUGGUCAGUGUUCCCCUGAAGAUGUUCCGACCAUGGGCAUUUAUGGGCAUGAUAUCUCAGAUUCCCCUUGCCUGGUUUGUGGGCAGAUUUCUGAGAGGCAACUAUGGCAAUGCUGCAGUCUGGAUUUCUCUCAUCAUUGGGCAGCCUAUCGCAGUGCUGAUGUAUGUUCAUGACUACUACAUCCUGAACUACGAGGAAACCCCAGCAGCAGGAAUGGCUUGAGAGCCAUGAAUAGAAAAGAGGAAGAUGGGUUAAGGACUUGGGAACACGGGUGCAAGAACUAUAAUGCUUUGUAUAUUUUCUAUUUUAUACGGGGGGGGGUAAAUCAUCAUGGAUAUUUUUGGAGGGUAAACGUGUCAUCCUUUCAAAGAGGAGCAUCAAUGGAACACAGCGGGUACCUGUUUGUUGAGAUGGAUAGUUGGGAAGUUCAUCUCCAACAAAUGGUUCUUUUGAAUGUGACCCUGUGCACCAGCAUCUGGAAAUAAGCACAAGAAGAGGGCGAGUUUUUCAUGACUUUACUGUUUGAUUUGCUUAUGUUGUGCUGUAAAUACUUCCGAGCCAAAGCAAGCUGUUGGUGCGUGUGUCUGUUUUUAUGGCUUUUUUGGUUAUUUUUACUACUUUGAUUAAAAUGAUAAAAGUGCCCUUGUUAAACCUUAGAACUUUCUACAAAUCAGCUUUUCUUU
Molecule: messenger RNA, 2139 nt
Organism: Acipenser ruthenus (sterlet)
Lineage: Eukaryota; Metazoa; Chordata; Actinopteri; Acipenseriformes; Acipenseridae
Product: diacylglycerol O-acyltransferase 1-like
Exons: 17
Coding region: 182-1678 (498 amino acids)
Biological process (GO): triglyceride biosynthetic process
Cellular component (GO): endoplasmic reticulum membrane
Molecular function (GO): diacylglycerol O-acyltransferase activity
Source: RefSeq, a predicted model, not a curated record